Molecule: messenger RNA, 1104 nt
Organism: Canariomyces notabilis
Lineage: Eukaryota; Fungi; Ascomycota; Sordariomycetes; Sordariales; Chaetomiaceae
Product: short chain dehydrogenase reductase
Exons: 2
Coding region: 230-1057 (275 amino acids)
Cellular component (GO): membrane
Source: RefSeq, a predicted model, not a curated record
CAUGUAGCUUGCUUAACAAUCAGACCCCUGGUUCGGCGACGCAUCAGCAUGGGAUCACGGUACAAGUGCCUUGCAUAUACUUGUAGCGGGCAUAUUAAGUUCCCGAUCACAUUCUGGAUAUCUCUGUGGUGUCUGGUUGAAUACCAUGAUAAAUGUAGUUUCAGGUUGAUUUGUAUUAAUAUCUACUGUUAGUGUUAGUGCUGUUUCAUCAACCACCGUAUCCAACACAAUGUCUGCUAGAAUCAACACCAUUUUGAUCAUUGGUGCUGGCGGAGGUAUUGGCGAGGCGCUUGCCCGUCGAUUUCACAGCUUGGGAAAGAAGAUUAUUGCUACGGGCCGCGAGCAAGACAGGGAGAAACUGACGCAGCUAGCACGGGAUCUUCCCGGGCUUCAGUUCCGAGUGUGGGACCUGACGCACCUCGAGACACUGCAAACCGAAGUCAGGGGCAUUCUGACCGACUUCCCCAAGCUGGACUCGGUCUUCAUCAAUGCCGGCAUCCAAACCUACUACGACAUCUUCCAGCAGCCCGCCGACGACCAGACCGUCAUCCGGGAGCUGACCACUAACCUCACGGCCCCAAUCCUGGUCGCUCAGGCCUUUGCCUCGCACCUCCUUAGCCUCGCCCAGUCUGGCAUCAAGACCAACCUGUUCCUCACCAGCUCAUCCCUAGCCUACUUCCCCGUGCCGUUCUAUCCGGCAUACUGCCCGGCCAAGGCAGGCAUCGCCGCGUUUGCCAAAAUCAUGCGGAUGCAGCUCGAGGCGACAGGGUGCAAAAAGGACAUGAUGAACGUGGUUGAAGUUGUGCCGCCGUAUGUUGAUACUCCGCUGAAUGCGGCACACCGUGACAAGACGGACGAGUUGCAGGGGGGUAAGGACAAGGCUGUGCAGCCCAUGCCGUUGGGGGAGUAUGUAGAUAAGUUCUUUGCGGAGCUGGAGCAGACAAAGGAGGAUGGGUCGUUUAGGGAUGAGAUUGGUGUUGGGUUUGGUGCCCAACUGGCCGCACUUUGGCGUAAGGGGUACCGGAAGGCUCUGAGUGAAUCGGGCAUGGCUGAGUGAGAGGAUACGGAUUUCGAAAGGAUGACAAAAUGAUACUCUUAGGUUUG